CAAUCCAGUAUGUCAAGAGAUUCCGAUGAAUGUCCAAUAUGUUUACUUCCAUUGGCAUAUAAAAUUAAUUAUAUUUUACAACCUUGUAGACAUAAAUUUCAUAAAAGAUGUAUUGAAAAAUGGGGACAUGAAGCUGAGUUUCUUUUGGCAUCUUCUUGGUAAUAGCGUGCACGAUGGUUGUGAGCAACGGUAAUAUUUGUCCAGUGAGCGGCCCAGGGAAUGUAGGGAACCGGUCAGUUACCUGAGAAACAUAGCUGGUAGCAGGACGAUCGAUGUUGUCGAUUGUUAACCUUAAGAAUUCUCUGUGACGGUGGUCCACAGCAACAAGACACGGAGAAGUAAAGGUGGCGGGAAAAAGUGCAUUGAUGAUGUCCAUCACUUAAAAAGUUUUGAAUUUUGCGGCUUUUCCGGCACUCGAUUAUCAAAAUGCGUGAACAAAUUAAAUACGAUGCAAUAUUUGUUGUUGAUUCUGUGUAUCAUGCACAUGAUUGUGACUUCGAAAACCACCGAUGAAGGACGAGUAAAAGGAUUAGUUCGAGAUUGGGCGCCUCUAGUAUGGCUCGCACCUGGCGAACUCUUUUUACCCCUUGGAGUACCAGAAUUUCUUGACAAUAUGCAAUCCGACGUUGAUUAUCUUCAUACCAAAAUUGACGUAGAAAUAUUGUUGAGGAAUCGAUCGUCGUUUCUAUACGGCCGAAAACCAACAGGUACGGUACCGAUUUAUGCUGUGAUCAAGAAUUGUGCUAUUCCAGAUGUUUCUGCAGAUGUGAUAAAGAUCAGGAAUGAAAGAAAUUUUCCAAAAAAAAGGGACGAAACAUUGAUAUCAUCGAAAAAUAUGCUGCAGAUCGACGAUUUUGGGUCGACUAUGAUCUUCACCAACGAUCUUUCACAAAAGAUUUGGAAGACCGAUGUUAAACAGAAUCUAGAGAAACAUGAUGAUUUUGAAAAAAAAAAGAAAAAAGGAAACAGGUCCCAGAAACUGCACUUUCACGUGACCUAUUGGAUGUUCUAUCCGUUUAGCGAGGGAAAGGCGGUCUGUGUUCUGGAUCUUGGAUUUUUUGGUAGCUGGCCGAUACCCACUGUGGGCGGGAUAUGCCUUGGAAUGUUUAAAGAAUAUGGUAAUCACGUGGGCGAUUGGGAACACAUGAGUCUUUAUUUCAAGGAUACAAAUCAUCCAUCAACCAUGUACGUGUCCGCGCAUGACGCAGGGGCGUUCUAUCGGUAUGAUUUACGAAGCGGUACAUUUGUUUAUGAGAGUCAAGAGACGCGGAAAGGAAUAUUUCAAAAACCUAUAUUUCCUGAAAAAGUUUUCACUGCCGACGGCUCUCAUCCCAUAUUAUUUAGCGCGCGAGGAUCGCAUGGACUUUGGACUGCGCCAGGGAAACACAAAUUCGUCAGAUUACCUCGUCUUUAUGACGAAAGUGGUUUUGGAAUCGCUUGGCCUACAUGGAAAAAAAUGGAAUUGCUUCUGAAAGAGGAGAACACUAUCUUACCCAGCUGGAUGACUUUUAGAGGCAAGUGGGGUAAUCCUAAAAGUAAUUGUCAUCCUUUAGCCAGAUUUGGUUUCAACAUUUGCGAAUUCGUUGAUGGUCCUACUGGCAUUCCUAUGAAACAGUCAAGUUUUCGAUGCUGACGAUAUUUCUUUAAUAAUUUUUUAACAUUUUCGCUGCUAUUAUGUAUAAAAAUUAUAAAUAUUUGUGUUGAAGUUGAUAUUAUGCAUGUCAGUUAUUAUAUUUACAAAAUAAAAUUAAUGAUGAUAAUGAAUUUUUAAAAUAAUAUGAUGUAAUAUAGUGACAUAGUAGCGAAUAUGUCGAAAUAUAUAUCAUCAAACACAAAAAAAUUGUAUAGUUUUAAUAAUUAAAAAGAAAUUUAUGAUUAGUAAAAUGCAUAUUACUAUAAAUAUAAAAUGAAGAAGUUAUAGUCUAUUCAAAAUUAAUUGAUUAAUUACUGAUUAAUAACUGAUUAAAUUAUUUUUUGUAUUAUCAAAAACUUUAAUUAUUUUGAAACAUGUAUAUAAGAAUUUUUUCUAAAUAUUCGGAAUAUCUUGAUCUGGAACAAUAAAUUAAUCUUGAAUAAACGACGACUUCAAUCUGUAAAAUAAAUAAUAAUGAAAUAAUAAGGGUUCAAUAUGAAAUGAUUGUUAGUAAAACACAUUCAUUGAAUUCGUUCAUUUUAAUAAUUCUAAUAUUAGCUUAGCAAGGAAUUAGAAAACAGCAUCGUUAUUUGUGAAACUUGCUUUUGAUUAGUAAUAUAUUCUUAUCGUUUAAAAUCUUUGCUCGAUGUAAAACGAUAAUAAAAUACAAUUUUAUCAUUACAACGAAUAGAUCGAUGAUAAAUAUUAAAAGAUGUAAUAGAUUUAUAUAUAUAUAUAUAUUAAUAUAUAAUUAAUAUAUAUAUUAAUAUAUAUAUAUAUAUAAUGUAUAGGCAUUGCGUGAUACGUUUUCGUUUAAGGAACAGUAGGCAAAUGCGGUAUUUAGCUAUAACUCGUAAUUAUAGAUAUUUUGAUGUGAUCCUUUAAAAACUGGCUGAUUAAAGGAACACUUUGUUUCUUGCGUCGAAAUUGUUAUAAUCUCGAUUCAAGAGAAAAAAGAAGUCUUGCGAUUGUGAUAUAGGCCUGUGCAAUUAGACCAAUUGCAAUAAAUUCGAAGAGAAGCUCUUUUUUUUUCCUAAGAACAUGGCAUAUUUCGAAAAUUACAUCGUGCAGAAAUAGACUGUAUAAUUAACUUGAUCUCGAUAGAUAAAACAUUCGUUAUGCUUGCAUUUAACGUGCAAUUAAAUGCAUGCACGUGAUUCUCUUAAGAUUAAAACAAUGAUCAUUAAUAAUUGAUCGCAACGAUGAAUUUCAUUGUAAUGCUAACCUACGUUUUGCACGAUUAAAGUUCGAAAUAAGUAACGUUCUCAUGCAUCAGUUUUCCCUCUUAUUAUUAUACGUCCUCUAUUAGAUGCAUUUCUUUGUGUAUCUCAAUCUCAGUGUUUUGUUCAAAGAUCUUCUUGGUUUCGCAUACUUAAAGAUGCCUUCAAUUUUGUACCCAGCACCUGUGAAAGAAAUAUGUACUCGACUCUUAGAUGUUCGAGUAACAAGUCAGUAUUAAUGAGAUCUACUCGGAGACCUCAUCUUCUUUUGGUUGUUUCAAUAGACCGAUAUUAUGUAUUCCAGUCCUUAGUAAUGGCGUCCCUUUGUCUUUUCCCAAUACGCGUGCGUUCAGUUGGAUUAUUAAUGGAAUUCCAGCUUUACAGCAUAUUAUUUGAACUUCUUCUUUUAAGAUUUUUUCUUUAUAUGCUAAAAAUUCUAUUUUUAACCUGUUGCAGAAAUAAGAUCUUGUAAUGGAAAUUACAAUAUAAUAUAAAAAAUUAAAUUACAAUAAUAAAAAUUAUAAUUUUUAUACAAAUAUAAAAUUUAAUAAUAAUAUGUCUACAAAUAAAUUUAUAAAAUAACAAAAGAUUUACUUUAAGCUUUCCUUUUCAUGUGUUAGUUCUAUAAUAUGACAAUAGGGAUUAUGAUAUUCCGUGAUUAUCGCAGGUUCAUUACUGUUUCUUUCGUUAUGAAUACAUAAAUCCCAAGGAAUGGAGAAUUCAAUAUGAUAUCUAAAAAAAUUAUGUAAAAAUAUUAUAAAUUUAGAUAAUUUAAAGUUAUGAGAACAUUUAUUAAUUUCACAUAUUUAAUUUCUUAAUAUGUGUACAAAAAAAAUGCAACCUAUGAUGAAGUUGUAAGAAUCCAAGAUGAACAUCUAUUUGUCCAUGUCGUUGUGGUUGUAUCACAAUUUUGUUGUCUUUUCCGGGGCCACUUGCUCCGCUAAAGUGCACGUGAUGCUCUAAAUCCAAAUUUAAGUAAAUAAAAAAAAAAAAAAACAA
Molecule: messenger RNA, 3852 nt
Organism: Apis cerana (Asiatic honeybee)
Lineage: Eukaryota; Metazoa; Arthropoda; Insecta; Hymenoptera; Apidae
Source: RefSeq, a predicted model, not a curated record